This is a messenger RNA of Ctenopharyngodon idella (grass carp), 3059 nucleotides long. It is a transcript of the gene c18h19orf47, whose product is annotated as chromosome 18 C19orf47 homolog. The record is from RefSeq and is a predicted model, not a curated record. Gene Ontology annotation, cellular component: nucleus. Bases 9 to 1238 code for a protein of 409 amino acids. The transcript is spliced from 8 exons. Lineage: Eukaryota; Metazoa; Chordata; Actinopteri; Cypriniformes; Xenocyprididae.
CGGAGAGGAUGUUACGUCACAAGAUUUCCGCAACGCGUCGGUUUUUCCCUGGGAAGAUGGCGACCGUCACAACAGCCACCUCAGAAUGGAUCCAGUUCUUCAAAGAUGCUGGGAUCCCUCCUGGACUGGCUGUCAACUAUGCUGUGUCAUUUGUUGAUAACAGGAUUCAGAAAAACAUGCUCAUGGACCUCAGUAAAGAAAUAAUGAUGGACUUGGGAAUCACAGUCAUCGGGGACAUCAUAGCUAUUCUCAAACAUGCAAAGCAUGUGUAUAGACAGGAUAUGUGUAAAAUGACAACUGAGGCCCUUUCGUCUGGACAAACUAGUGUACAGGCUGAACUGAGACGUACUGCUAACACUCCUGCCACACGCAUGAUCGCCAAUGCUCUGAGUCGGGACUCCCCACCAAGCACUCCUGCUCGGCGCCCUGACAACCGAAUAUCAGUGACGGUCUCCAACGCUAGUGCCAAAACAGUUUUAGUUCCCAGCAAGCCAGCAGAAGAAAAUGGGUUGCAAGUGAAGCGCCGGCGAGUCACUAGAGAAAUGGAGGGGAAAUAUAUCAUAAACAUGCCAAAAGGCACUACAGAUCGCACUCGACGCAUCCUGGCACAGCAGGCCAAGAAAGCCAAGGUUUUAAAACGUACUUCAGUGUUUGACAGACUUGGGGCAGAGUCCAAGACUGACACCAUCUCAGCCAAUAAGCAGCCAACAGGUGUGUUUAGCCGACUGGGUGAAGCAGAGGAGGAAGAAGAGGGUGGAGGGAAGACCAAUGAUGUCACUGACUCCUUAGAGGACAAUGACAGUGACGAUGAAGGCUCAGUGCUGCAGUAUGCCGGCGUCCUCAAACGAACCCCACCUUCUUCUAAAAAAGAGACUGUAACCACCAAAUCUAAACCCUUCACUCUGCGUCGACUUGGCGCCAAGUACAAACUCCCCCCAUCUGAAGGCCCACCACCUAUCUCCUCUACCUCCUCCUCCAGCCAGGAGGGGACACCCAAACUGGGUGUACUGCAGAGACUGGGAAAGGCCCCCUCAGUCAAACCUACCUCCUCUACCCCUCUAGUUAGUCAGCCCGCAGACACUCAGGACAGUCGAGUCACGAGCAGCAGAAGCAAAGCUCAGGGCAGCUUUGCUCUGGCCAGCCCUAAGGUCAGUAGCAGCACAGGUGACACUCACGGGGCUCAGAUGGACGCUGGGGCAGUCAGUGUAUUCAAGAGACUAGGUGCUCGGAAAACCUAAUGCCCAGAAAACUGAAAACGGCACCCCUUUUUAUCCAGCUUGCCUCUUUUAUAACCUAAAACCCACCUGAAUUUUUAUUUGAGAGAGUGGAGGAACUCUAGGACCACCCUUGAUGGAUUGGGAAGUCAAUAUGCUGUACCUCAUGAAGUGUUAUGAUUGAUAUUAGGGGACAAAAAAGGGACGGCUGCAAUAUCUGUUAAAUAUAAGUGUGUGGGCAUACUGUUGUCCUUAUGUUUGGUUAUAGGAAUCCCGCUCUCCUACUUUGAUAGCUACUCUCCUGCGCCCCUGUGAGUGAAACAUUUUUCCACAUUAAAUGGGUUUGUAAUGAAGAUUUUAUAAUGCAUGACGCCCAGCAUCAAAUGCUCGAAAUAUCCAUUUUUCCCACUACAGUAGCCAAGAGACAUAAGUGAAAGCAUGUGCUGUUUACCACAAACACCUCAGCUUACCGAUUCCUCUGUGAAGUAAGCUCAUGUUCAACCAUCCUCUUACCUCCUCCUGUUUUUAAAGAGAUAGUUCACCUAAAAAUGAUUAUUGUCAUCAUUUGAUCACCCUCAUGUCGUGACUUACUUUCUUCUGUGGAACACAGAUGUUUCAGAAAUGUCCAAUAGUGGACAUUAUAAUGAUUUGGUUACCAACAUUCCUCAAAAUAUUUUCUUUUGUGUUCUGCAGAAGAAAGUAAGUCAUACAGGUUUGGACAUGAGGGUGAGUAAAUGACACGAUUAUCCUUUUUUUGAUAUCCUCUCCCUUUAACUUAAAGGAUCGGAAAAGCCUUUCAAUGGCUUAAAACUGCACACGUGAGCAUUGCCAUUAAUGCGCCUUAACCUGUGGUCACACUAGACUUUAAAAAAUGAAUAAAAUUCAACAAUUAACAAGUAAUAUAUAUAAACAUAAGUGCUGCCAAAACAAUUGAUCGCGAUUAAUCACACCCAAAAUAAAAGUUUGUUUACAUAAUGUGUGUGUGUAUUGUGUAUAUUUAUGUAUGUAUAAAUACACAUGCAUGUAUAUAUUAAACAAAAAUAUAUUUAUAUAUAAAAUAUUUACACAUGUAAAUAUUUCUUAAAUUUAUACAUGUGUGUAUUUUUAUAUGUACAUAAUAAAUAUACACAUUUAUGGAUGUGAUUAAUCGCAAUUAAUCUUUUGACAGCACUAAUAUAUAUAUAUAUAUUACUUUUUCCCCUCAGUGCUGCAAAGUUUGUGUUCCUUACAAUCAGCUAAGAGAUCACGCUGUGACGUAUCAUUCUUCUAUCGGUAGCAUGUCUUCACUAUACAAAUUCGCAGGUUAGUGUUCACCAAAAUUGGGCAUUUGAAUGCCACAGAAUGCAAAGCUUCUCCAACAUUCGCAUGCAUAUGAAUAGAAUUUAAGUGUCAUGUGACACCAUCCCCCCCAUGACCACAACUGUUACUUUGCUUGAAGACCCAAAAUCGUGAUCAAUGUGUAAAAAGAGUCUCUGCUAUCAAAUACCCUUGGACAGGCAGAGCAAAUAUAACAUUGGUACUAGCAUGCUGUUGCCAAGCAACACACGUGGAGGUGGACCCUUGUGUAUUGUGUAUGUUUUCACCCCUUUAUACUGUUGACUACAGUAUCCACUAAUCAUCCUGUUGUAAUAGGUAUUCACCUUCACUUUCUGUGUUUUACAUCAUGUUUCUUCUGUUUUUAUAAAUAUUUUAAUUUGAUGCAUCUCAAAUGCAGAAUUUCUAAGUUAGGUUAUGUUUAAGGAAUAAUAACUGAGAAAACAUUUUAACUGGGUAAGUUUAUGAAAUAUUGAUGAAGAUUAUUUGUCUUGGGAAUGGAUUGAAUAUAAAAAGAUGAAACGGAAAAAC